Diutina rugosa is the source of this 1668-nucleotide messenger RNA. RefSeq lists its product as uncharacterized. The coding region runs from base 1 to 1668 and encodes 555 amino acids. NCBI's taxonomy places the organism in Eukaryota, Fungi, Ascomycota, Pichiomycetes, Serinales, Debaryomycetaceae. The record is from RefSeq and is a predicted model, not a curated record. The transcript has a single exon.
AUGCUACUACCGACGCGGUUUGGCCAUGGUCGCCACGCCUCCGCCACACGGUUUAUCCGACUUUUAACCACUGAUGCCGUGCCUGCCUUCGCCACCUAUCGCCAUUGGUUCCCCAAAGACACCACUACCCUCGCCCAGAUGGAGCUGUACGCCCGCCUCGCCGGCGGCGAAGACAAACACACCGUGCAAGUGGGCGUGGUCUACGACUCGCCGCAGUGCCAGCAGCUUCUGAAGAUGGUCCCCGUGCUCUUGGCUGACCCGCUCGCCGCUGGCUCGCGCCGGUGGUUCGAAACGGUGGCUACCAGAGACCAUACCCAGAACCACACUUUCAUCUAUAAUACCGCCCAGCUGCCGGUACUCCUGGCCAACCCUGAUCUGGCCGAAGCGUCCGAGUCACUGGACUCUGUCCACGCUGUGUUUAGACGGCUGCCGGACCAACCGGAGGAUAAUAGCGGCGCCGAGGUGUUUAUGGUCCCGUCGCCGAUUCUCUCGUCCGUGUACCGAACCCGGUGGCCCGAUGAGCCUCCGGCUACUACCGAAGCUAACAAUAUCAGUCUUACCGAGAUUAAUAACGUCGACGCCGCCGAUCUUACCAAAUUUGACUAUUUGAUCCGCGUCACUCGCCAGUUCACUCCCCGGCCCCUCCCGCCUCAGCUCGCUCAGAGAGUGUUGUUGACGGUUGUCGAUAAUGCUGAAUUUACACCGCCGCUGAUUGAGCUGACUCCAGCAGUGUGGGACCCGCUGAGCGAUCAGCACGUCGUCAAGAUCAAUUCGCAGUUGGCGUACGAUGGCAUCGAAGACUACUAUAUCCAGGGACCUAAAGCCGGCCACCAGUUCGCUGACGCUACCAGAAUGUCCAACUUGUACCAGUUAUUGAAAGCAGUGGGGUGGUUCCUGAGGACUGAAGUGUUACGUGGCUGGCUCCUCGAGGAAAUCACUAAAGGGGUUAGUGGCCAACAAACCACCGUCGACGAGCUCGAUACCCUUCUGGCAAAGCUUUCCCGUGAAGAUGUGGCUAAAUUCUCGGAGGGAGUCCACCAUGAGCUCCAGUACGAGUUUGCCCCUGCCACCACCAAGUUCUUCAAUAAACAAUUGCUGUGGUGGCGCUUAUACUACAAGAACGACAACGUCGAGUACGACCUCAAGGACUUCUUCCAGGAACACUUUAUGCCGAAGCUGAUUGAGCACUACAACUACAUGAGGGGCCACAUUGCCCUGGCGAUGCAAAACCAACCUUACGGGGAAUAUCAUCCGGUGGCGGCGGAAAACCCGUUAGCCGAGCUCAAAUCGGAUUUGCUCCAGAACCAGAUCGCCGACGAAGUACAGCCGCAAGUGUACCGCAUCCUUAGCCGGGCGUUUAUCCAGUACCAGCUCCCGAUUACCGUGUUGGCGAUUGCUGGCUAUUUAUACACUGGUCUCUCUGCCAACGCGCUGGUGGCGAUUGGUCUCCUCGGGUGGGUUGUUGGCUUUAAUCACGUGUCACGGGAUUGGCUUAAGUUUAGUCGCCAGUGGCUUGAUCAGCUCUUUGAGCGGGUAAGAGUCACCGCCGGUCGCGACUGUGUCGACCACGGCCUCUUAGAGGAAGUGAAGGACUGCUACCAACAAGAAGUGGCUAUGAGAGAUGCUAAACAAUCGGUAUUAUCUGAGAUCUCCAACUUGAAGCCAUAA